This is a messenger RNA of Psilocybe cubensis, 1059 nucleotides long. RefSeq lists its product as uncharacterized. Lineage: Eukaryota; Fungi; Basidiomycota; Agaricomycetes; Agaricales; Agrocybaceae. The transcript has 4 exons. The record is from RefSeq and is a predicted model, not a curated record. The coding region runs from base 1 to 1059 and encodes 352 amino acids.
AUGUUCUCACAGCACACCGCGAAGAUUACGUUACCGUUUGGACACCAUAUCACAACAACAUCUCAGCCAACCGCGUCUGGCAUGGCGGGGCCAAAUCCGACCAUCUUGCUAGCUCCUUCUCAGGCCGUUGCAGAUGUUCCUGAAAAGGAAAAUGUGCAAUCCCGCCCUUCCGUCAAAGUUGUCAAACCUGCAUCGAAGUCUGGACUGGGUAGUAAAUCGGGAGCCCGACGUGACCAAGGCCAGUCUGACGAUGAAAUUGCAAAGCUACCUCUGGAGAAGAAACGCGUUGCCGAGUUGAAGCUCAAGAGAGAAGCCCCCAAAUUGACCGACCGUCUGACGGAACAGGACCAAAUUUGCAUGGUCUCGUGGCUUGUAGACUCGAAGCGUUGGAAAAUCUUUAAAGAGAACCAAAAGAAAUUCUGGACUGAUUUGUCAAAUUACUGGAAUCACAAUGCAUGGGCCAAAUACAAGGCUGUACGUGAGCUCGAGAAUCACACAGGUGGCGGAGAUGGUGAUAAAGACCAAAACAAGGGCCCGUCGGAGGAUCCCAGUGUCACUUGCUCCCGUAAAUUUGACUCGGUUUCACCUCUCUCCGAUGAGGAAGACACUCCUACCGAGUCUAGUGACUCGUCCAAUGCCAAACAAACCAAAGACUUGACCAACGCCAAACACGCCAAAACUAAACAACAAAUUGGACUCCGUAAAUCAGAAUCAUCCGAUAGCAUCGAGUCCGAUCCUGAAGCCGCAAGCCGCAAGCUCAUUUUCUCCGCUAUUGAGAGCAUGAAACAGAAGACUAGAGAACAAAUGGCGAUUGACAAGGCAACACUUGAGCUUGCUCAGAAACGCGAGGCGCGAGAUGAAGAAGAACAUCAACUUGCUCGGAAACAUGAAGUGCGCGAGGAAGAGGAAUAUCAGGAACGCAAGAAACGGGCAAAGAAGGAAGGUGAUUGGAUUUGGUUUGAAAAGAUUAAAGUUAUGUGCAAGAGCUCCAGUGCAGUAAUACGUGCAAUGGUGGAGAAGUUAUUGGCGGAAAAUAUGCUUAAUGGUGAUGAUCUUUAA